Messenger RNA from Homarus americanus (American lobster), 1803 nucleotides. RefSeq lists its product as uncharacterized. The record is from RefSeq and is a predicted model, not a curated record. The coding region runs from base 584 to 1795 and encodes 403 amino acids. The transcript has 4 exons. Lineage: Eukaryota; Metazoa; Arthropoda; Malacostraca; Decapoda; Nephropidae.
AUCUAACAUUAGUUUACCUACAGCACCCCCUUCCACUUUCUUGACCAAGUUUCAACACAAGAUGAGCCUCACCUGUAGCCUUGAUCAAGAAAAUUAAUACACACUUCCACAAACGUCCAUACAGUAUUUACAAACAGUCACGGUUAAGUUCCCCCCUGAAAGCUCCAAACUGUACAAAGGCGCCAAGAGAACGAAUUAGUGAUCUUGGCAUAGGUGUUGUUGAUGUGUACACAGCAUCUGCGCUUAAAGUACUACAAAUACAGUCACAAGUAACUGGUUCUUUUUCUCGUGAGGAUGGGAGAGUAAACAUAAGGGAACAAGAAAAGCGACGUUCAUGGAAUUUAAUUUUAGGCUCGGGCGAGAGGUUAUCCAUUUUCUACAAACACAGUACCAUAGAAAAAUAAAUUGCUUGGCGUCCUAGAAUUUUGCUAAGGGUGACUUUACGGUAGUGAUGAUGGUUAUGGUGACAGUGAUACAGUGUAUGAGUUAUAAGCAGAAUAAGCACAAUAUUGCAGGCAAAUAGAGUUGCAUUGGUGACGGUGGUGGUACACUUUAUAUAUGUUAUGCUCACAAUGUUACAGGCAUGAGAACUGUGUUAAUGGCGAUGGUGGUGGCGGCAGUCAACCUCCAACACUGGACGAUGGCAAGACACUCAGAGUGUAAAGUGAACCUCACGGAGCCACUGAACCUUCACCUCUCCUCCUCCAAGGUGGAGUCAGAGAAGAUCUUGUGGGGCGAGAUCAGCGUCUUCCCUGGACCUAACAAUCAGUCUUGGGUCCUCAACUUCACCUUCAGGAGAGCAGACGAGUUGCUCGCUUCCGUCUUCGUCUCCCACAUGAGGAGAAAUGGCAGUCUUAGUCAAUUGGACGUCAUCAGGAUUGUGUGUGAGGGCAAUGAACCUGUAGAUAUGGAUGACCCCUGGCCCGACCCGUGGCUGCAGGCAACACCUCGACUCAUCAAAGUGCUGAUCACAGAAGCCGAGGUGGUGAUCAAACAAAAGGAAAGUAAUGUGUUUACGCAUAUAUGCACCGGUAAGCUCAACAGCCUGCACAACAUGAGCCUGACUGUUGAGAGUGACCCUUGUUGUCCUGCCCCCACACUGACUGUGUCCUGCGAUACUGAUAAUGGUUCUCCCGAGAGCAGUUCUCCCGAGAGCGGUUCUCCCGAGAGCAGUCCUCCCUGGAUAACAUGGUUGGCUGUGUCUCUUGUGAUAAGCGUGAUGGUGGUGGUAGUGGGCGGUGUGUGGAUAUUACGGUGCAAGUGCUCCAGGAAGCCCGUCCAGGAGAUGAUCAUGAUGCCGGACUCCAGCUAUGAGGAAAUCGGUCAAGAAGGCCCCUCGCAGGAGGCAGAAACUCCCCGAUUCCAACAGAGGAAGCCUAUGCCCUCCCCCCGUAAUGUGUUCCUACAGCGGCGUGAGAUGCGAGCCUCCGAGACCUCCACCUCUUCCUUCAUCUCCUCUGGCACCACUUCCACGCUCUCCACUGUCGUGUUUGGACCUGCCACGCCUCCACCCGUCCCUAAUUGCCCAUCAUUUUCCGUGGGAGGCUCCUCGACCUCACCCGCACUGCCAUUACUACCUGUAAACUCAGUGCCUCAGAGCAGGACAAGGCACUCUUCCACUGGCCAACACCACUGGCAGCCCUCACCACUAAGUGAACCAAGAAUCCCUCCUGCUGCAGCUGACGUCACUCUCAGGCGGCACCGAACUAAGCAGAAGAAGUCAGAGAAGCAGAAGCAAGAGGAAAAAGAAGAGGAUCCUGUUUACGAGAGGGUCACUUACUUGUUCGAUGCAUAGUAUGUGAU